GUGUGUCAGAACAAUGAUGUGACUGCUGAAUGUCACAGGUGCUGCCAAAAAGCCACCAAAGGCAGAUUGCAGUGUUAAUACUAAGUCCAGGUGGAAAACCGGAGGAGUGAUACACCUCCUGUUGUCAGGCCUGCAGGUAUCAAGCUAGUGAUGUUCUCCUCAGUCUUAAAGUGAACAGAAAUUAAUUUUUGGAGACGCACAAAUAAUUAAAUAUAUAGGGCUUGCAUGAUAAAGAUGAGAGGGCUCUGUUUGCAGAAAUGCAGCAGAAGAUGAAUAGUUUGAGCAGGGGGGUGAAAUCAUGUGAAACUAUGGCUCAUGUGAAACUGUGGGGGUAGACAAUGUAUGAAGAGAGGUGCCAGAAAUUGUCCAUAUGUAUCUGCACUGUGACCACUCUCUGACCUGGCCUUAAGUAGGAAAUAAGGAGGAGGAAAGAAACAGGGAAAUUUGACAUUUUUCAUGUCUGAGAAUAGCAGGAGGAAUUUGGAGCCAGGAUAUAUGUAGGUAAGAGACAAGACAGCUGCACAAGUCAAUGGUCAUGGAUGGAUGGAGUAUAUGGAUUCGAUGAUCACAGUCACAUGUGGGGGGUCAAAUCAAAGUGUUUAAAUGUAUAGUGUGACUUUGAGUAUAAAUCUAACAGGCUGAAGGAGCACGCUUCAGAUUUGCAGGAGGCUUUGCGCUGUGCACAUCUCCCCAUGCGCAUGGGUAAAUAAAAAGGAACAUGGGAAGUGAAGUAUUCUGUCUCGAGUCGUGUGUGUCUUACCAGGUCAGAAUCAAAGGAUCGGGAGUGACAAAAAACAGUCACUUCAAAGGUCAAAUUGCAUUACAUUUCUUCACGUCAAUAUACGGGCUGACAUGUGCUGCAAGUGGCCCCCGGGUGCGAGUUUAAGACCCUUGGUCAGUGUAGAGGAUGGAAAUCAACCAAGACUGUGAAACAUCUGCUGACAUCUGGUUAUAUUCAGUUGUGUACAUCCACAAAGAGCAGCAGGUCAGCUGAUCACAGCCUGUACACUAAGAAAAUUUACUGGAGCUCUCAACAGAAAUGACCAUGACCUGUAAUUCUUUUCCCCACAAUGAGCCAAUACAACUGAUCUUAGUUUCCCCAACCUGCUGAAUCCAAAAACUGGAUGAGGUUAGUGAUGUAAGGUUCAAAUUUCAGAAACCUUUCAUUAAUUCCCUUUAUAUAACAUAAACAUGAGAACAUUUGUGUUUAAAUUUGCUCUGUAAUAUGUUUUUACAAAGUGUUGCGUUCUCUCAUUGUGUAUGUGCUGUCCUCCGUUUCAGGCAUGAAUGAACACAAAUAUAAAGACAACACUGCCUCCCUGUGGAGAGAUUGCAUCCUAGGCAAGACCAUGGCUCUUUUUUUGUUCAAGAGCUUUAAAUCUAAUGGAAGUGUGUGCGUUUAGAAACUAGAAAGAGACUGUUCACAGUCACAGUUUCCUUUAGCUUAAAUAUGAUCACUUCACAUGCUGUGAAAAAUAAUUAGUGUCCUACAGCCAUACGACAUGAUGAUAUUGAAUUACAGUAUGUGUAAACACUGAUCUGCUGUCCUGCUCUCUCUGAUUGCAGGAAGAAUUUAAAGACAGAAAGUGUGCGUGACUUGUGCCACUGCUCUUCAGCUGAACUCACCAUCUAUCCACUGUAACUGACCAUACUCACACUAGUGCUGACUCUGGGUGAUCAAGGUAAGUUUAAUGAUGUUUUUAUCACUGUAACUUUUUUUUAUUACACUGUUGCAUGUACGUGUUGCAUUUUACACCAUUUCACAGACGAUGAAUGAGGAUGGAUCUGUUUAACUGAAUGAAAAAGAAAAAUGAAGAAGAUGAAAAAAGUUUUGUGAUGUUUUCCUUCUGAAUGAGAAUUUUGUGACGACUGCUGCCCACUCAGGCUGUGGACCAAUGAUGCCACAAAGUGUGAUGGUCCUGACCUAAUUUAUCAUACAUAAUAAAAUCAACCAUGAUGCACUGAAAUGUUCAAAAUGCAUGAAAAAAUAUGUGUCGUGUUGAUGUCAACUAUUAUGGCUGAUAGAUUUGUUUUGUGGAUACAACUGUGUCACAGAAACAGUAAUCUGUAAUCAUGGGAGUUUUUCACAUAUAUUUUUGUCAUUUCAGGUCUUAUUCAGUCUAAAUAGGAGCUCACGGUGUACAUUUGAGUGAUGAAGUUCACUUAUGUGGCAUAAGCAUUUCCACAUAAACACUUCAAUGCGACUUCUUUCGUGAACACAGUGAAAAUCCAUCACAGCUAAAAUAGAUGUUGAUUUGCCAUUAAUAUUUUUCUUUUAUUAUCAUAUAAAAUAUUUUUAUUUAGCCAUAAUGCUAAUAAUAACAUCCACAUGUCCAUCCACUUUCUAAGCCACUUAUCCAGUUCAAGGCUGUGGGAGGACUGGAGCUGAUCUCAGCUGACAGCUGUGUGUGUCUGGAGGAAUGCAGGGAGAUAAGAACUGUCUCCAGCUCUUCUUACACAUGAUACUGAGAAAAAUAAUUUUUAAAAACUGUGAUUAUUAGAUACAGAACCAUGAUUAAUAUGUGGUUUUACUGAUGGUUUACACAGUUGCACAAAAACCUAAAACUGAUAAAAAUAUAACACAACAUAUUGAACAUAAAUAUUUACCAGUUACUAUAACUUAUAUGUGGUUUCACUAAGGGUUAAUUAUGUUCUCUAACAUAUCGAGACUAUCUCUCCAUUCGGUUAUGUCACAGACCUGGGCAAAAGUGUCGAAAUGCAGACCACACACGGAGGCACAGGUGAGCAUGAGAAACAGAACUCUUUUUACAAGAACAACUAAUAACGAUUCAGACUGUGAGUACACAAGUAACUAUGAACAACACGAAACACUUGGGCAACUAGAAUAAUUCAGUGGCAGGGGGCAAUGUUCACAGGGCCUUGAAACAGGUGAUCCAGCAAGGUGUCACAGGGAACUAGAACGACAGGAGGACAGAGUUAAAAGUGGUGUCCAAGGAGCCAUGACGAAAAUGUAUAAACGGAUCUUGUCUUACUUGGCAGGUUGAGGCUUAUAUGCACGAGAGGGGGAAAGAGGUGAAGCGGCGCUGAUUCCAGGUGGUGGGCUACAUGGGUGCUGUAACAGCUGGGCAGCCAGGUGCGCUGAGCUGUCUUGUACUGACCAGCGUCCAGAUGAUGACCUAUCACUGGGAACCUAUCAUGUUCAUCCACUGUAACCUGGCAACACUGAUAUUUGUGCUGACCCUUGAUCGUCAUGUUUAUACAAUCCUUGGAGGCCAUGAGGCAGUGCCACAUAGCAGACCAUACAUGGUGCUUUUGCAGAGGCACAUGUCAGAUGGUCGAAAGAAAUACUGUGCUGGCUUCCUUCUCAAUGAGGAUUUUGUGAUGACUGCUGCCACCUGCCAAGCCGAGUCCUACACUGCCUUACUAGGAGUUCACAAUGUGAAUAGUAAUAGCGAAAUACAGCGCAUAUCUGUGGAACAACCAUUUCCACAUAAACACGUCAACACAACCUCUUUUAUAAAUGAUGUAAUGCUUCUGAAGUUGAGCUCCAAGGCAAAGUUCAGUGAGAAUGUGAAGCCUAUUCCUCUGGCGAGUCAUGAUGAUGGUACUUUGCCAAAAUCAUGU
Haplochromis burtoni (Burton's mouthbrooder) is the source of this 3585-nucleotide messenger RNA. RefSeq names its product granzyme G. The record is from RefSeq and is a predicted model, not a curated record. Gene Ontology annotation, molecular function: serine-type endopeptidase activity. Gene Ontology annotation, biological process: proteolysis. The transcript is spliced from 5 exons. The annotation marks the transcript as partial. Lineage: Eukaryota; Metazoa; Chordata; Actinopteri; Cichliformes; Cichlidae.